AUGUCAGAUGAUAAAGACGAUCGCCCGGCAAAGCAACGACGAAUUCAUGGAAUGCCACUGCUCGACCAAACGAGUCAGAUUGACGACGAUGAGGAUUCUUCCAGCUCAUCCUCAUCGUCUUCCAUCACCCUGCCGAGAGCACGGCUUUCUCAUCGACUACUGAAUAAUACCGACACAUUGCAUACAGAAAGCUCUUCUAGCGACGAAAGCACAGAGGAGGCGGAAGAGAAGACGUCGUCGUCUUCGGAUUCUGAGGAUUCGGGCAGUGAGGAGACGUCAGAGGAGGAGGAGGAGGAGGAAGAAGAAGAAGAAGAAGAGGGAGGGGAAGACCUCGAGGACCAUGUCUCCCCGAGAGGCGCAGGAAUCCCACGUUUCACCGCGCUGCCCGCCCGAGGGUCGUCGGAUCUCAAGUCUCGUUUGCAGAAUUUCUUGCCACAGCUACAACGAGCAAAUGCAGAGCUCGAGGACUCCGGCCAAGUCUUUGACAGAAGGAUUGACCAUGUUCUAGACGACGCCGAGCAUUAUAUCGAGAUGGAGGUGGGCCUCGGUGUGUUGACUGCACAGAAGGACGACACUACCCGUAUAAAGCUGCCGUAUGCGCCGUCUAGCGUGGAAGAGGAUCGCGGGGACGAAGAUGAAGAGGUCAUCGAUGCACAUGGGGGGUUGGAGGACCGCGCCUUGUCUCGGGUGGUCGGCACGGAGGGAAGAAAGGGAACAAAGCGGAAAAUCGAGGAGCUGGGAUAA
Cladophialophora bantiana CBS 173.52 is the source of this 744-nucleotide messenger RNA. RefSeq lists its product as uncharacterized. Bases 1 to 744 code for a protein of 247 amino acids. Lineage: Eukaryota; Fungi; Ascomycota; Eurotiomycetes; Chaetothyriales; Herpotrichiellaceae. The transcript has a single exon. Gene Ontology annotation, biological process: box C/D snoRNP assembly. The record is from RefSeq and is a predicted model, not a curated record.